This is a messenger RNA of Penicillium vulpinum, 696 nucleotides long. RefSeq names its product PaaI family thioesterase. The transcript has a single exon. Bases 1 to 696 code for a protein of 231 amino acids. NCBI's taxonomy places the organism in Eukaryota, Fungi, Ascomycota, Eurotiomycetes, Eurotiales, Aspergillaceae. The record is from RefSeq and is a predicted model, not a curated record.
AUGGCCGAUCCAGCCCCCGCAAUCGCGCAUCUUCGUACCAACUCAUGGGCAAACAACCUCAUCUCCUCAGCCGACUACACACCAAUCCAAACCGACUCACGGCGCUUAAAGCCCGCAACUGGCGAAGAUGGCUACUUCUCACAAACCCUGAAUACACCCACCACAAUCCCUCACUGCUUAACCUUGCAACGGCGCAACCUCACACCCGCGCUCGCGGAAGUCCCCACCUGGCUCCCCGCAACAAAACAAGAUGCCGCAUCCGCCGCAAAGCCCACCCCAGGCAUAAACCCAGCGGACAUAAUUAUGAUCUGUGAUCUCAGCAGCCCUGGCCUGUCGGGCCAUCCGUCCACUGCCCAUGGUGGCAUUGUCGCGACGCUGAUUGACGAAACCAUGUCCCUCGCUGUCGCGGCGCAUACCAAUGCGCCAACUGCGCUCGGUUUCGAGGAGGAUAACCCGCGCGGCAGCAUCUUUACCGUGCAGCUGGAUGUGAGGUAUAAGAAGCGAGUAGCUACACCUGCCUUGCUAGUUAUUAAGGCGCGAGUCGUUGGGAGGGUAGGGAAGAAAUUCUGGGUACGGGCGCAGGCCUUGCAGGAAGAUGACGAGAGUGCUGGGGGACAUUUGGAGUGGACUAAGCGGAAGAUUGUCAAGGCUGAUGCUAUGGCAUUCUGGCUUGUGACGUCUGAUUCGAAGCUGUGA